This is a messenger RNA of Miscanthus lutarioriparius, 2286 nucleotides long. Lineage: Eukaryota; Viridiplantae; Streptophyta; Magnoliopsida; Poales; Poaceae. The record is from the annotation of a GenBank genome assembly.
AUGUCGACAGAACAAGGUGUUUCUGCACCAGAUGCAACAGGAACUGAGGCAACUAAUCUCCUAAAAAGGAACUCGGAUGAUGUUGGAUGGGAAUAUGGUGUUCUUGUUGAUGCUAGCAACAGGGACAAGGUGAAGUGCAAGCUCUGUGACAAGGAGAUGAGAGGAGGGAUUCAUAGGUUGAAGGAGCAUUUGGCUCAUGAAGGAAAGAAUGUGAAGAAAUGCACAGCAAGAACACCACAGGCUAUGGAGGCUAAAGAGAAGUGCAAGAAGGCACUAGCUGAUGCAAAAAGGAAGAGGGAGGAGAAGACUGUUCGUGAGCUAGAAAUUAGAGAGGAAGUUCAUGUAUCUAGGGUUGGAACAGAUUCAGAUGAAGUCACCUGUGUUGGAAGUUCAGAGCCCCACAAAUUAGGACCCAUUGACAAAUGGACAUGUGCUAUUGAUCCUAAAGCUACCAAGUCUGAUUCUUUGAAGCAACAGCAACUGAACAAGGAACUUUGGAAAGAAAGAACCAAUGAGGUGCAUAAGUACAUUGCAAGAUGGGCCUAUACACAUGGAAUUGCUUUCAAUGCAUGUGAUAAUGAUGAGUUCAAGCAAAUGUGCGAAGCAAUUGGACAGUUUGGUCCAGGACUUGUACCUCCAACUCAGGAUGCACUACGAGGGAAGUUACUGGAAGAAGAAUAUGAAAGAACCAAGAGUUUGCUGCAGGAGUGUGAAGCCGAGAAGAUGAAAAAUGGGUGUUCUAUUAUGACUGAUGCUUGGUCAGAUAGGAAGAGGAGAAGCAUAAUGAAUCUAUGCACCAAUUGUGCUGAUGGAACCUCCUUCAUCAGCUCUAAGGAGAUGUCACAUGUCUCACAUACCAGUGAGGUCAUCUUUGAUCUUGUGGACAAAGCAAUUGAAGAGAUUGGUCCAGACAAUGUGGUGCAAGUAGUGACUGACAAUGCCUCUAACAACAUGAGAGCAAAGAGGCUAUUGGAAGAGAAGAGACCACACAUAUUUUGGACCUCUUGUGCAGCUCACACAAUCAACCUUAUGCUCCAAGGAAUUGGCAACAUGACUCGGUUCAAGAAAGUGGUUGACCAAGCAAAGGCAUUUACCAUAUUUGUCUAUGGCCACACAAGGACAUUGGAGUGCUUGAGAUACUUCACAGAGGAGAAAGAGGUAGUGAGGCCAGGAGUAACUAGGUUUGCUUCAAACUUUCUCACUUUGAGUAGCAUGCAAGAGAAGGACCAGUUAAGGAAGAUGGUGGUUCAUAGUAGGUGGAACUCAUUGAAGGAUGUGAAAUCAAAGAAAGGAAAAGAGACAACAGCAACUAAAUUUAGUCCAAGCUUUUGGAAGGAUGUGAAGCUAACAUUGACUGUUUUUGAGCCAUUGGUCAAAGUCCUCCGUUUGGUUGAUGGGGAUGUGAGGACAUCCAUGGGUUUCCUUUAUGGAGAACUACUAAAGGCAAAGAGACAGAUCAAAGAGGCCUUUGGAAAUGUUGAGGCUCGGUUCAAGGAUGUAACAGCUGUUAUUGACAAGAAGAUGAAUGGAAGGCUUGAUUCUCCAUUGCAUUUGACAGCCUAUUUGCUGAAUCCUCACUAUAGCUAUAGUGACCCAUCAAUCUUUGAUCAGCCCAAAAUAUCAGAAGGGUUUAUAGCUUGUGUUGAGAAAUUUUAUUAUCAUGAUGAGGACAUGCAGCAUAAGGCUGCCAACAUUGAACUAAAGAAGUUUCAGAAUAGAGAAGGACCCUUUAGCAAGAAGCUUGCUAGGACUUUUGAAAACUUUGAUUACAACCCAGCAUCAUGGUGGAGACUGUAUGGAUAUGAAACACCAGCUUUACAGAAGAUGGCUACAAGGAUCCUAUCUUUGACAUCAAGCUCUUCUGGUUGUGAAAGAAAUUGGAGUGGGUUUGAAAGGAUACACACUAAGAGGAAUAGGCUUACUACAACCCGCCUCAACAAGCUCGUGUAUAUCCAAUUCAACUCCAGGCUGCUUAGUAAGAGACAAAAGACCAAGUCAAACAAAAUCACUGAUGUUCUCUUGUCUAGUGAUACAACUGAAGCUCAAGGUUUUCUCCAAGAGGGUGGGGAUGAUUGUGCAUUAGUUGACUUUAGAAAUGGGGAGGAAGAUGAGAUGGAAGGUACAGGGAUACCUUGGUCUGUCAUUGGAGAGGCAGUGGGAGCAGAUGAACAGCUUCAGCUGCGUAGAAGUGUAAGAGUGAGGGAGCUCUAUGAAGGAGAAGAAUUUGAGUAUGAAGAAGAAGAGUAUGACGAUGAGGAUGUGUACUACAGUGAAGAAGAAAUAUGA